This is a messenger RNA of Anoplophora glabripennis (Asian longhorned beetle), 6166 nucleotides long. It is a transcript of the gene RhoGEF2, whose product is annotated as rho guanine nucleotide exchange factor 12. The record is from RefSeq and is a predicted model, not a curated record. Gene Ontology annotation, molecular function: G protein-coupled receptor binding; guanyl-nucleotide exchange factor activity. Gene Ontology annotation, cellular component: cytoplasm. Bases 270 to 5336 code for a protein of 1688 amino acids. Lineage: Eukaryota; Metazoa; Arthropoda; Insecta; Coleoptera; Cerambycidae. The transcript is spliced from 26 exons. Gene Ontology annotation, biological process: G protein-coupled receptor signaling pathway.
GCUCAGUUUUUCGAGUUGAGAAUCUCAAAAUGGCUGACACUUGUUGGUCUCGGAAUUUCUAAGCGACAAAUUCGAUACGAAACCAGUGUUUUAUUUAAUAAAACGUUUUUAAAUUGACACUAAGUGUUAGUGAUAUGUGCGUUUAUUAUUUAAAAUUCUCACUCGCCCCGACGCAGUAAUGUUAUUUAGUGCAAUCAAUAGAAAUGUGUGCUGCCGUGGACAUUUAUUUACAAUUGUGUGGUGUAAAUAUUGGAUUAUUUUAGAUCGUAAUGGAUAAUACGAACUCUACAUUAACGGAAAGCGGUUCUGCAUCCCCGAACUGCAUGAACGGAUCCAUGAGGCGGCCGUCUCCGGGGCCUUGCACGCCAACUGGCGCCGGGGGGCGGCCGGCCUCGCUGAUGGAUCACAACCAGAGCCAGCCGAACUACGUGGUGGUAGUCGUCAAUAGGGACGAGAAGGGGUACGGGAUGAAGGUUUCUGGAGACAACCCCGUCUACGUACAGAGCGUCAAAGAAGGGGGAGCAGCCGAACGCGCAGGGCUUCAUGCUGGUGAUAAAAUAAUUAAAGUUAAUGGUGUUAAUGUUAUGCAAUCAACACACACCCAGGUUGUUGCUCUAAUAAAAUCCUCAUCUCAAGUUGAGUUGACCGUUCAACAGCGAUCAAGUGGCUUAAGGAAUAUGGCAUCACCAAGUGUUCAUACUAGACCAGUGACAACACCCACAUCCUCUAGAAUUACCGGACCUCAGCCUGUAGAUAACGAAAAGCAGCACCAGCUACAGUUGGAAAAAGAGCAAUACUACAGAUUGAUGAUAGAGAAAGAACAGCAUUACGUCGAUCUCCUCCGGAGCCAGAUCGCCUCCUCCCCAGACGAAAAGAAGUGCCUGGAACUAGCCAAAACGGAGAGAAAUCUUCAAACCUUACAGGCAAUGUUGUUACGUAGUCAAAGCGAGCAACAAUCUCCGCUCCUAGACACUUCUCAUACUUUUGUCCCUCUUCCAUCCCCUAAAAAACACCGAAAUACCACACCGACGUCGCCCAAUGGAAAUUCAGACGUGCCUCCGCCGCUACCCAAGAGAAACGUCCACCAGUCCCGCCAGCGAGUCAACACAGAAACUAAUACCUUAAAUAAUAAACGUGCCUUAUCACAUAUUAAUGGGAAAGUGCCUUUAGACAUUAAUUCUUUUAACAACGAAAUUAACUCUAACAUAGCGAACACGAUCCCAUCCUCGCGAAAACGCCAUCCACCAUUUGGCCCCCUCGUUCUGGACAGAUCCGAUAGACCUCCUCCUUUACCACCUCGAACACCCCAUUCGGCCCCCCUGCCUCAGCGGACGGACCCGGAUGCGGUUAACUCGAUAAAUAAACAAAUGUCCUACCCGUUAGUGGCCACCUGCGCUACGUUAGUUAACAAUUAUUCGCCCAACCCAACUCAUCAUCGAACGAAAUCUAGUCCAGAAACACUGAUGGUCCUUAGUGGAGUUGAUGGUUCUAGAAAACUUUCUGAAAGCAUGAACGACCUUAGGCAAGAGGAGUGGGAGGGAGCGGAAACGCCCCCGGGAACUCCCCCUCCUCCUUAUCCUAGUCCUCAAGUUUCUAGAAGGGAUAGAAUUUGUAUUCCGGAGGAUGGAGAUGCCACAUUUGGAGAUAACUUAAUGGAUUCUCCUGAUGCCUCACCUUUUCGGGGUAAUGGAUCUACACGUGUAUUGGCAAACAGUUCUCCAAUACACGCUGCUAAUCCUCAAGUCUCCCAAGAACCCAUUAUAAGUAUGGAGGAUGACGAAAUCUCAGACCAAGAAAUUAAUCAGUUCAAGGACCAUGGUUACUUCAAAUCCCUUUCCAAGUUAUGGGAGCACUUACCUCAUCUAGCCGUCUUCACUAAUUAUAUAUUAUCAAAUUCUGAUCCCAACAGUCUGAUGUUUUACCUAUUAACGGACCUUUAUAAGGAAGGAAAUGCCAAAGAAAUGAGAAAAUGGGCUUUUGAGAUACAUUCAUGCUUCUUAGUUCCAGGAGCGCCUCUACGCUUAAGCAACGUCGAUGAGAACAUAGCCAGAGAAAUCGACGAUGUCCUUACGAAAGAAUUUGAUAAAGAAGACCGGUUACGUAAAAUAUUCUGGAAGGCCAGGUCUAGAGCCAAGGAGGAACUAACGAGGCUACUAGCCGAAUUCCAACAGAAGAGAACCGCCGGGUUAGGUACAAUUUUCGGACCCACCGACCAGGCCCUCGCAGAAGUUUAUAACGAUAAAGCGAAGGAAACUAAAUUGUACGAAACGUUGUUCUUAGAGAAAUUAGACCCUUAUUUAGACGAAAUUGAAAAGGAAAAUUGUGAUUUGAAGCGUUAUUAUACAGCCGCUGCCUUCACCACGGUCCUGACGAGAAUUUUCCAGAUUCGUCCCGCCCCGCACGCACUCGAUAGGUGUCCGACAUUUGUUAGUAAGGAGAAAUCUUUCCGGACGAAGUUUAUCGGGAAGUAUUCUAGAAAGUUAAGCGUCUUCGGCCACCAGUACAUCGCGCAACAAUAUUAUACUGUCAUAGGUUGUAAUAACUGCCACCAAAUCAUAUUUGGAAUUAGUCCCCAAGGAUACCAGUGUUCAGUAUGCCAUAUCAAUCUACAUAGACAUUGCGUUAAACUUUACGACGACAGUUGUCCCGGACCUAUAAUAAAAAAGGAGAGAGGCAUCAGGAAACUAAUCGGUAUGAAGGACAACACCGACCACAGCAGGAUCAAGAAGACGUCGCACUUCUUGCAAAUGGAAAAAGAACGCAGGCAAAUGGAGGAGAGGGACAGCAGUUUUGAACAAAGCGAAAGCGGGGAUGUUAAACAAGGUCAGCCCGUAUCUCGAAGUGGUUCGGACAGAAGACCGGAUGCUGUCCGCGAGGAAGGCCUCAAGGUUCAGGACUCGCCCUCCACCACAGAUUCAACCCACGAUGCCAGCGAGAAAGCAGAAGUUUCGACACCGGAUAGUACUACUAGUCUCCCCGCUACAGGAAGCAAAAGGAGGAUAAAUAGUAACAUAAACCGAUCGGAAAGUGUGAAGGAGCAGUCAGAAAAGAGAAAACAACGGCGGAAUAUUAGCGAUCCCUCACAUAAUACCACAGGCGGAGAUGUGGAUUUGGAUAGGCAACCUGGUUUAUCGAAUACCGAUUCUGGUAGUUCUUCUAAUUCCAGUAUAUCGUGCAAUGGCCGAUUAUCGGAGAGUCCGAGUAACAGCGUCGAUACCGUCGGCCAGACGGGGCCUUCACGAGGUAACCUCGAUUCUGAUAGUGACAUGGAUGUCGAAGCAGAACCCUGGCAAAGCUUCGUACCACCUGAAGAACUAAGAAAUCUGCCACCUCACGAGAAGAAGAGACAGGAUGUCAUUAACGAACUCUUCCACACCGAGGGCUCUCACGUUCGCAACCUCAAAGUACUGUACAAAAUCUUUUACAAGAAACUUCAAGAGAGCCAGAUCCUUAAGCCUGAAGAAUUAAACCUAAUGUUCCCGAACAUAAAGGAAAUGUUAGACCUUCACACGGAAAUCAACAAGGCGAUGAGGAGGCGGAGGAAGGAGGACUCCAUUGUAAAGGAGAUCGGCGACAUAUUGGUGAAUAUGUUCGAUGAUCGUCAGGGAGAGUCGCUCAAGAAGGCUGCCGCGAACUUCUGUGAGAGGCAGCAGUUGGCUCUUGAAUUCAUAAAGAGACGUCGGGAACGCGACUCGAAGUUCGACGCCCUGCUGUCGGAAUGCGAAAAGAAGCGACAGUGCAGGCGAUUGCCUCUUCAGGGUAUCCUUCCCACGGAAAUGCAGAGGUUGUCGAAGUACCCCCUUCUCCUCGAGAGACUCAUCAACAGUGUAGAAACGAACACGGAAGAACAGUCCCAGCAAGAGGAGUUGGUUAUGUUGAAACGGGCGCAGAACUUGUCCAAAGAAAUUUUGAACUACGUGAACGAAGCUGCCAAGGUAGCCCAUAAUAGGCAUAGGUUAGAGGAGAUUCAAAAACAUCUGGACAGCAGUAAUUUUGAAAGAUCUGAACUUCAAAUAGCCCAAGACUUUAAGGCUUUAGAUUUGACGAAGUUUAAAUUAAUUAUAGAGGGUGGCAUGCAACUUAGAAGGCCUAAUAAACCAGUUGUGCCUGUCCAUAUAUUACUGUUAGAAGAAGCCGUUAUAAUCCUUCAUCGGGAGGGCGAUAAGUUUCUGCUGAAGUUUUUUCAGUCGGGGUCCAAUGCCCAGCCCGCGCCCCUUUCUCCAAUCAUCAAAAUGAGUACACUUAUAGUCAGGACUAACGCAGUCUGCAAGAAUUCUCUCUUUCUCGUCAACACGUCCACGAAUAAUAGUCAGAUGUAUGAUUUGAUAGCGGAGGAUGAGAUCAAACGAGAAGUAUGGUUCAAGCAUUUCUCGGACGCCACCGAGUCUCAUAAGAAGAGGGAGGGUAAACGCCAGGAAGCCCCCACGGAUUCGGACGAUUCGGAGAGCGUUCAGGACCUGCCACCUUCCGGAGAGAUCGUCGGAAGGGCCGAAGCCGUCGGUGGAGACGAUAACGGCGCCGCUUCCGAGGGUGUUAAUGAAGCUGAAGACAACGAAAAGGUCGAAGGCGAAGACCACAACGAAGGUACCGACAGAGAAUCGGCUACGUCCCCAGAAAUGGUUGCUGGUGGUGGUAUUCAAACGUCAAAGGUGAGUGCAGAGGAAUGGCCACUAAUCCAACCGUCACAGGUCAACAUUGCGGUGCCACCAGUUCUCACUGCAGAAUCCAUGCUCACACCGCUAGAGCAAAUCAGGAGGAAGGAUGCUUUGGUGAAACAGGCCUUGGAGGACAAGGAGGGCCUAGUCGCCGAUAUGAUGAGCAUUCCUCGGGAGCAUUUCCAACAUAUCGCCGACAUGGCCAGCGUAGACAAUUCGACAAGCCGGGAACCAUCCGAGCGAAUUCUAGCGGCGAUAUUUCAGGUCGACCAACUCCAGAAGGCCGUAAACCAGUCGCUGAACGUGACAGAGUACGAAGCCGUUACGGCAAAAGGCGGCAAACAUGCAGUGUGUACCAGCCAGCAACCCGUCGAGGAAGUGACCUCAGCCCAUUUGACCGUACCAGUAAAUUUGGUCAGAGAUUUAGCAACCUCUCUCAGUUCACAACUCACGACCCUUUUGAGUGAAGUAAAGCAGAUCGAAGAAGAGAGGGACAUGCUACGAAAGGAAUUACAUAGAAUGAGAGAACGCAUCCACGUAGACCAUAACCUCCAUAGCCCUGUACCUUUUGACGAUAGCGAGGAUUUUACAUCGACAGAUUGUGCCUCAGAACAACAUAAUCUUGAAGAUAGCUCUUUACAGAUAGUAACGAAAAGUGACUGCGAAGAAGAACAAUCGUGAGAUGGCGGGCCAUAUGGACAUUUUGUAAAAAAGUAUUUGUUAUGUACUAAACUUUUAAAAUUCAUUAUCUUAUAAAUAGGUAAUUUAAAGUGUAAAUUAAUAUAUAUUGAGCCUAGAUAUGAUGAUAAUCUAUAUAAUGGUAAUCAAUUCUUAUUAUUUUUAUAAUGAACAAAGGAAAACUGAUUUUAUACAUGCAUGUAGUUUCCUUAACCGUUUUGUGACUUUAAACAAGAGUUAGGUUCAGUUCUUUUUAGAGUCGGUGCAAUAAUGCUUAUGUAGAUGUUAUUCAUUAUUAUAAGUCGCUAGUGGGCUUCCCAUAGGGACGGCACUUUGUAAUUAUGUGUAUAUACUGUAGAGUAGGUUUAUUAUUUGUUGCUAUAUUACCAAUACAUUAUUUAUAACAAUGUCCCUUCUACCUGAUCAUAGUAUUCUAUUUAUUCGUUAUACUUUUUGUGUUUUUUAAAUUGGUGUAUUUUAAGGAAUGUGGGUGUGUACGAUUCAGUUUGUUCUUGUUGGCUGGGUCGCCGAAGCGGAUAGCCGUGUAAUUAAACCAGUGUUAAAUAUUUAACCGAUUCUUUAAGUGCCUUUUCGAGCACCCAUUGUUGUUCAUACCGCUUUUGUAUAACGCUUUACAAAUGUGCAUUUUUUUUGUUAAAAAUAAACGAAACGUUUUUCGGCAUUUACGUAGUCGUAAAUUAUUUUAUUUACUUUUUUUUAACCACUUUAUUUCAUCAGCGAAUUAUAUAUAAUGAAUGACACACCAUACGAUUUGUUAUAUGUAUUUAUAUAAACAAAAAUAACAGUACUAUUGAAUAAAAAUUUUAAAACCA